Molecule: messenger RNA, 4072 nt
Organism: Arvicola amphibius (Eurasian water vole)
Lineage: Eukaryota; Metazoa; Chordata; Mammalia; Rodentia; Cricetidae
Gene: Chst13
Product: carbohydrate sulfotransferase 13
Exons: 3
Coding region: 2554-3378 (274 amino acids)
Biological process (GO): proteoglycan biosynthetic process; carbohydrate biosynthetic process
Cellular component (GO): membrane
Molecular function (GO): sulfotransferase activity
Source: RefSeq, a predicted model, not a curated record
CACCUUUGCUCAGGUGGGGCUGCAGGCUACCGUGGUCACCCCAGCUGGCCUCAUGCUACCUGACUUGGGAAGUCCCUGCUCACCCUGGCCUCAUUCCCCGUAGUCUGAGAUGGGUCUCUGAGCUUCCUCAGUGGCCGCCCCUGCCUCCCAGUCUCUCCAGAUGCUCACACCCCGCUGGGGUAGGUUUCCAGCGGCUAACUUUUCAGACUUCCUUGGGCCCUCACAAGCCAAUUCCACCUCGUAUUCUAGAGAUAGCUCCCCAAUUCAGGAAAGAAAAGUGUGCUUAUGGUAGGCCCUGGCUGGGAGACAGUGGAAAGGUUUGGUCCUGCUGCAGGGGAUAGGGUCCCGCUGUCCCAGGCUUCAAGGGGACAUGCCCAUUUUUGCACCCAAUUCCGGGUCAUCAGGGGCUUAUGGGAAGAAAUUUAUGAGUGAAUGAGGGAUCAGGGCCCAGGAGAAUCCCAGUGCCAUAACCCAGCUGAGAGACCGAGCUGAGACCUGUCCCCUCCUGCUUCAGGGAAUGAGAUGUCACUGUCACCAUCUGAUGGGCAAUGGAACACUGAACAGGGUCACAGGCCUGGGUUCUAGCUUCCCUGGGGAAUCUCACUGGCCUCUUUCCAGUAGGAAACUUAUUCUGGUCCCCCUGCCCCAGGAUCUGCUACCAACACUGGCUCAGAUCCCAGGGUCAGAGAGAAGGUAGCAUGGUGGAGUGGGACAGUGGCCUAAGACACUUCUGUCCCCAGCAUGCCACCCUUCCCCGUGGGGUUCCAGUGGUGGUGCCAUCUCCAGGCCCCCUCUGUCCUUUGCCCCCUCGACCUGAGCCUGGUGCCUGGUUUCCCCGAUGCCCAAACCUCUAACCAGGUCUGCUGAAAAUGUUGCCACUGUCUAGGAGCAGAACUUAUAGGCGUCCCACCUCACAGAGUUGUGUUUUGACACUAAACCCCCAGGUCUCCACGUCAUCAACUCUUAGAUACACACUGAGAGGUGGGGCUAGGGUGCUUUGAUCUGUCAAAUGGGAGGGCAGAGGAGUCUCAGAACCCCUCAGCCUAAAUGUCAGACUGGUAACAAAAGGAGAGGGAGUGGCUGUCGGGAUGGGGCUCACAAGAGGCUCACCAGGUCCAACUGGAGUCCAGAGCUCAGGAGACUCUUGGAGAAAUGUUCUCUGAUAGGUCACUCGGCUCAAGUAAGAGCAGGGAGGCAACUAAGGUCAGGGGGAAAGAAGUGACCUCCUUAAGCCAAGAGAUGUGGGGGCAGGAUUUGAAUCCUACAGCCCAGAGUCAGGGGAAGGGGUACAUGGGGGGAGAUGGGACAUCACCCCCCCCCCCACAGGGUCUUCAUGAUAGCUCCAUUGCUGUUCUAGAAUGUAUGUUUGUAUGGCUUUGCUCCUUUGCCAUCCUCGCCUGGGAUGGUGGCUUUUAAUUUCCACUUUACAAAGCAAAGAUACUUGGCAUAGACUUUGAUGGAAGCAUAGAACUUGAUUAUAUGGGAAACUGAAUGAACUGGUUAGUUUUUUUUGUCUCCUUGACACAGCUAAGGGUCAUUUGGGAAGAAAAAAACCCCUGUAGUCCAGUAGGUGGGGGCAUUUUCUUGAUUAAUGAUUGAUAUGGAGGGUCCAAGGCACUGUGGGCGGUACCACCUCUGGACAGGUAGUCCUGGAUGUAUAAGAAAGCAUGCUGAGCAGGCCGUGGGGAGCAAGUCAGUAAACUGUUCCUCCAUGGCCUCUCCUGUAGUCCCCGACUCUAGGUUCCUGCUUGAGUGACUUCCCUCAGUGAUGGCACAUAAACUAUGAUGAAAUAAACCCCUUCCUCCCCAAGCUGCUUUUGGUCAUGGUGUUUUGUCACAGUAACCGAAAGCAAAUUAGGACAGAAAUAAGCGCUACCAGUGGGGUUUGGAUCCACAAGGACAUGUGUCCACCGGAGGCGUUGAAGGCCUGUGCACCAUGUGUGGUGCCGGGCUGGUGCAUAGGAAAAGUGGUGGGCAAAAGCUAGAGAGGGGCUGUGAGCAGAGCCCAGUUCUCAGCCUUGAACGGCCGGUUAGGAGGUGAGGUAUUCUCCCGUCUCUAAAUAGUCCCUGGCACCGGAAGAGGUCUAAGUAAUACAGGACAGCAGCACCGUUCCCUUAAUUACACCCAGGAACACCAGCCCAGGGUUGGCACUGCCCACAGUGAGCUGGGCCCUUUCACAUCGAUCAUUUGAAAAUGCACUAUGAGCCAAGCUGGUAGGGGCAUUUUUUUCUCAGCUGAGGUUUCCUCUUCCUAAAUGACUUUAGCUUGUGUCAACUCGACAUGACGCUAUCCAGCAGCAUGACUGAAGAUGUUUUCUGCCCUGCUCAGUGGGACACAGUCAGCAAGAGGCUUCUACCCUCGACAGGACCUGGACUCUGAUGUGAGACAAACCAGUAGCAAGUGUCACCCCCACCCCAGGCUCAGUACUGGAGACUACAGUGGGGUUCCUUCAUGCAUUUAAAAACAAAGCCCUGGGCUCCAGCUUGUUUGGAGGAGUGAGGAAGAGUCCCCUACAACUGUUGCACGACCUGGACCAGGGUCAGCGUUCCGUGAUGGCCGAGGUGCACCAGCAGCGGCGCCAGCUGCUACACCGAGCCUGCAGCCGCCACACACGACGCCAGCGCCUGCUGCAGCCAGAGGACCUGCGGCACGUGCUGGUGGACGACACGCACAGGCUGCUGUACUGCUAUGUGCCCAAGGUGGCCUGCACCAACUGGAAGCGCGUGCUGCUGGCGCUGCGUGGCCGUGGGGACCCGGGCUCCAUCCCUGCGCACGAGGCGCAUGCGCCUGGCCUGCUGCCCUCGCUGGCUGACUUUGCGCCUGCCGAGGUCAACCGGAGGCUUCGCGACUACCUGGCCUUUCUCUUCGUGCGCGAGCCCUUCGAGCGCCUGGCCUCGGCCUACCGCAACAAGCUGGCGCGGCCACACAGCGCUGCCUUCCAGCAGCGCUAUGGCACACGCAUCGUGCGCCGCCUACGACCACACGCACAGCCCGAUGCGCUGGCCCGCGGCCACGACGUGCGUUUUGCCGAGUUCCUGGCCUACCUGCUCGACCCGCGCACGCGCCGCCAGGAGCCCUUCAACGAACACUGGGAGCGCGCGCACGCGCUGUGCCACCCGUGCCUAGUGCGCUAUGACGUAGUGGGCAAGUUUGAGACGUUGGCAGAUGACGCAGCCUUUGUGCUGGACCUGGUUGGUGAGCCCGGCCUGCGCUUUCCUGCUCCACCACGGAGGCCUGAGAAGAACCCUAUGCGUGACCAGGCCCGGCGCCUCUUUCAGGACAUCAGUCCCUUCUAUCAGCGCCGCCUCUUUGACCUCUAUAAGAUGGACUUUCUGCUCUUUAACUAUUCCGCCCCCUCCUACCUGCGGCUGCAUUAGGGAUGCUGGGUGUCUAGAGGGCCUGUGACUGCUGUGACCAAGCCGCCACCAGGAGGUCUAUAGAAUGAGCCUCUGGUGUGGAUUGGAGAACUAUUCGCAUUCCGUACUCAGUGGGCCUGCGGAGAUCCUGGACACAGGCCACACUCACACUGACUGGGUUGGGCACAGCUCAGGUGACAGUUCUGGCUGGCCUCUUCUGCCUUUGGUUUGGCAGGUGGCAGGUUUCUUUCCAGGACCCCAAUGUUUGUUUGGUUUGGUUUGGUGGCGUUUUGGUUGUGAGAGGCCAAUCUCAGUCAUGUCUAGGCAGAGCCUGCCCAUGCUGCUACAGACAGAAUGCCAGGGUUUGGUUCAGAGUGGUCUGAGGUCCUGCCCUGGGCCUUCCUGUCUUCACACAGACUGGCAAGGGCAGACAUGGCCAGAGAGAAGCUAUGCCCUGGCCAUCCUGGGGAGGUGUGUCACCAUGCACUGCCUGGGAGUCACUGUGAGCAGCCUGCCCGGUUGGCAGCCACAGAACGGCAGAGCAGUGCUGUCCACCUCUGUUUGGCUGGUCACCCUUUGAUCUCAUUGGAAGAUUCCAGGUCUUCCCGUGUCCUCAGAGGCCAGGAUGCAACAUGGUGGCAGUUUUUCCAGCGGGUACGCCGGGGCGCUGGCCUGGUCAUGGUUUUUAAAUAAAUAUGUUUUGUUACAUUUUUCA